This is a messenger RNA of Odocoileus virginianus texanus, 1992 nucleotides long. The record is from RefSeq and is a predicted model, not a curated record. NCBI's taxonomy places the organism in Eukaryota, Metazoa, Chordata, Mammalia, Artiodactyla, Cervidae.
CGGCGCCGGCUCCCGUGCCUCACGCUGCUCAGGCGCUCGGGGAGGCUGUCUUAAGUUUUUGAUUCUCGCUUGCUCCGCUGGGAGAGGGUCCCGGACAGGAACCGGGAUUGUUGCCUCCUGGGCGCCGCCAUGCAGGUCUCCAGCCUCAACGAGGUGAAGAUUUACAGUCUCAGCUGCGGCAAGUCCCUUCCCGAGUGGCUUUCUGACAGGAAGAAGAGGGCACUUCAGAAGAAAGAUGUCGAUGUCCGUAGGAGAAUUGAACUUAUUCAGGAUUUCGAAAUGCCUACUGUUUGUACCACUAUUAGGGUAUCAAAAGAUGGGCAGUAUAUUUUAGCAACAGGAACAUAUAAACCUCGAGUUCGAUGUUAUGACACCUAUCAAUUAUCCUUGAAGUUUGAAAGGUGUUUGGAUUCAGAAGUUGUCACCUUUGAAACUUUGUCUGAUGACUAUUCAAAGAUUGUCUUCCUGCAUAAUGAUAGAUACAUCGAAUUUCAUUCACAAUCAGGUUUCUACUACAAAACCAGAAUACCAAAGUUUGGGCGAGAUUUCUCUUACCAUUAUCCAUCCUGUGACUUGUACUUUGUUGGUGCAAGCUCUGAAGUUUAUAGAUUAAACCUGGAACAAGGACGGUACCUGAAUCCUCUGCAGACGGAUGCUGCGGAGAAUAAUGUUUGUGACAUAAAUUCAGUGCAUGGCUUAUUUGCCACAGGAACAAUAGAGGGCCGAGUAGAGUGUUGGGACCCGAGGACGCGGGGCCGAGUUGGUGUGUUAGACUGCGCAUUGAGUAGUGUCACGGCUGAGUCAGAAAUCAACAGUUUGCCAACGAUCUCUGCUUUGAAAUUUAAUGGUGCCUUGACCAUGGCCGUUGGAACAUCCACAGGGCAGGUUUUAUUGUAUGAUCUUCGAUCUGAUAAGCCAUUGCUAGUUAAAGAUCACCAAUAUGGGCUGCCCAUUAAAUCAGUUCAUUUCCAGGAUUCCUUAGAUUUGAUUUUGUCUGCUGACUCUCGAAUUAUCAAAAUGUGGAAUAAGAACUCAGGAAAAAUAUUUACUUCCUUGGAGCCAGAACAUGACCUUAAUGAUGUGUGCCUCUACCCCAACUCAGGAAUGCUUCUUACCGCCAAUGAAGCCCCCAAGAUGGGCAUCUAUUACAUUCCGGUUUUGGGUCCUGCUCCCAGGUGGUGUUCCUUCUUGGACAACUUGACAGAAGAAUUAGAAGAGAACCCAGAAAGCACAGUUUAUGAUGAUUACAAAUUUGUCACCAAGAAAGACCUUGAAAAUUUAGGGCUAACACAUCUCAUUGGAUCACCUUUUCUUCGGGCAUAUAUGCAUGGAUUUUUCAUGGAUAUAAGGCUCUACCACAAGGUGAAAUUGAUGGUAAAUCCAUUUGCUUAUGAAGAAUAUAGGAAAGAUAAGAUCCGGCAGAAGAUAGAAGAAACACGAGCACAAAGAGUGCAAUUAAAGAAAUUGCCAAAAGUUAACAAAGAGCUGGCACUUAAAUUAAUUGAGGAAGAGGAGGAGAAGCAAAAAUCUACCUGGAAAAAGAAAGUUAAGAGCCUUCCUAAUAUUCUCACCGAUGAUCGAUUUAAAGUUAUGUUUGAGAACCCUGACUUCCAAGUAGACGAAGAGAGUGAAGAAUUUAGACUUCUGAACCCACUCGUUUCCAAAAUUAGUGAAAAAAGGAAGAAGAAACUGAGACUCCUAGAGCAACAGGAACUUCAUGGAAAAGAAGAGGAGGAAGAACCGGAAGGAAAACCAAGUGAUGCAGAAAGUUCUGAGAGUUCAGAUGAUGAAAAAGACUGGGUCGCAGAGGUCAGGAAACAGCGCCGGCUUCUCCAACAGGAGGAAAAAGUGAAGAGGCAGGAACAGCUCCGGGAGGAUCAGCAGACGGUCCUCAAGCCGCAGUUCUAUGAGAUCAAAGCUGGCGAGGAGUUCAGAAGCUUCCAAGAUUCAGCCACAAAACAGAAGAUGAUCAAGUGAGUAAUGCUGCCCCCG